GUAUUAGAAAGUGGGGGAGUGGCGUUGUGGGACGUCUUAUAUAAAAUAAUCGAAUCAAAUGGUUUAUUAGAGUAUCAAGGAACUUUCGUUCAUUCGUUAACAGGCUCCGGUUUAGAAAGAAGAAAAAAAUGGAGGUUUGGUUUCUUUUGGGUCUUGUCAUUCACUUUGGCAAAGCAACUCCAUUAGGUUCCGAAAUUGGAAUGCGGAUGAAGAGGGCUGAAGACAGAGUGACCAUUGACCUUUCUGCCCUAAGACCUUCUCUACCGGGUUUGGUUCUUUACAAAUAUGGCGAACUUGCACCUAAGCUAGUUCAGGUAGAUCUCUCGGCUCUUAACCCACAACUGAAACCACACGUCAUCUGGCCUCAGUUCAACCAGAUGGAUAUGUUUGACGAGAAGCCUUUCGACGACGUCGAUGCCAUUCCCUACUUGACAGAGGAGCAUACUUUGCUGAAUCCGCGUCGACUGGCCAAAAUGACUGAAUGGCUGGAUGAGUUCUCCCAUCCAUCCUCUGAUCAACUGCUUUCUUUACACCAAAGUCUACCCCUCGCAGAUGAGGUUAUCGUUCCAUUAGAUUGGGAAGAGAAAAAAGGCACGAAGAGAGCUCCAAUGAAAAGUCAUAACGGAAAUACAGGUGAAAGACUGAAUGUGCUGUUUACUCCAUCUGGAAUAGUAUCCAUGGACAGACACAAGAACCUAGAGAGGGAAGGUGUUCUGAGGAAGGUUCCCAGAAGAUCCUCCGCCAGUCGUUGGAAAUGAAACACUGUCUAUAGAAUCAUAAAAAAGCGCUGAUUAUUUUUUAACACUUAGUAACACUGACGAAAUAAAC
This is a messenger RNA of Parasteatoda tepidariorum (common house spider), 828 nucleotides long. NCBI's taxonomy places the organism in Eukaryota, Metazoa, Arthropoda, Arachnida, Araneae, Theridiidae. The record is from RefSeq and is a predicted model, not a curated record.